CCCUUGUCUUAUUAGUUGGAACUACAAAAUUUUCAUCUAUAUAAGCUCAAACACCUCUCCAUGCAACAAACCCUAUUCAUUCUAUACUCUAUUUCAAUUCCACCAUGACGCAUCCCAUUUUGUUGCUUGGACUUUUGAUAGUAGCAUACUUUAGUGGUUCCCAAGCUGAAAAUGCCUUCUUACAGUACUGGGAAGAACAUAUUGGCAUUUUACAGCCCCCACAUCAGUUAGUUGCAAAGGCUUCUCCAUUAAACUCCCAUCAAGAAGCAACGUAUAUGAAACUUAUGGUGGAAAAUGAAUUGGCUUCCCACCUACCUUUGUUUUGUAAGCAGGCAAAUAUUGCUUGUUCUACAAAUGCACUAGUGAAGAAAAUAACAAACUACACAACCCUACCACCAAUAGCCCAGUGGAAUGAUCAGAAAUUGAAGUAUGAACUUCUUCCGGAUGGAAUACCCCUAUCGAUUGCCAGCCAAGGAGGAUUAACAUAUUUUCGGGAAUCAAUGGUGAAAGAGGGAAGUUUCAUACCUGUCCCUGAUCUAAGGGACCCAUUGUCAUAUAAAUCAUUUUUGCCACGAUCUCUGGCAUCAAAAGUCCCAUUUUCCUUUGCUCGGAUCAAGGAUUUGAAGAAGCUUUUUGGUGUGGUGGAUGAAUCAGAGAUGGAUGAAUAUAUUCGAGGGACCCUCAAUAUAUGUCAGAAAAUCCCAGCACGAGGUGAGCAGUGCACCUGUGUGACUUCUGUCGAGGAUCUAAUUGAUUUUGUUGUAAAAAAAUUAGGGCACUAUGUUCAUGGAUGGAGUACUGAGAAUGUUGAAGGAUCUUAUGAGAAUGUCACAAUUGGAGCUGUGAAACUCAUCUAUGGAAACCUCUCUGAACCACCAGCUUUAUGUCAUAGUUUGCCAUUCCUAUUUCAAGUCUACUACUGCCAUGUUUUUCAAAAAGUAAAAUUAUACGCAGUUGAUAUACAUGCUCAGAGGAAAAUAAAUCAUGCGAUCAUGGCAUGCCAUUAUGACACAUCAACUUGGGAUCCAAAUCAUCUUGCUUUUAAGCUGUUGGGUUUUGGUCCAGGAAAAAUUGAAGUCUGCCAUUGGAUAAAUGAGAAUGGAGUGGUUUGGACAAAGACUCUAGGCUGAACACCAUUCGAAGAUUUGAUUAUCUUCUAGUUCUCUUGUUUGUAAUACAUGUUACUUCUUAUACUAUUUUAAGGAUAAAUAAUGAACUUAUUUGGACUUGCUUAUUAUGUC
This is a messenger RNA of Macadamia integrifolia, 1241 nucleotides long. Its product is annotated as polygalacturonase non-catalytic subunit AroGP2-like. The transcript has 2 exons. Bases 105 to 1130 code for a protein of 341 amino acids. The record is from RefSeq and is a predicted model, not a curated record. NCBI's taxonomy places the organism in Eukaryota, Viridiplantae, Streptophyta, Magnoliopsida, Proteales, Proteaceae.